UCUUCAUCGCUCUUCUCUCACAAACUCACCACCACGCCCACCUGCACUGCACUACCUCCUCUCCCUCUGCCUCUCCCUCUUCAAUUAUUAUUAUUAUUAUUUACUCAAAGUUAAUUGUUCCAAAUUAUUCUGACAAAUCUGUCCUAAUUACAUAAUUAAGUUAUAAUAAACAUAUAUAUGGUCUUAAUAUGUGCUUACUUUGCCUAACGAUAAAACACCCACAACACAAUUACACAUCACAAGACGUCUAUAUAUCAUUCCCACCCUUUUCACAUUUUAGACAUACAUUUUUUUCCAACCAAAAACACGACACAAAAUGGUAAACAUCUUGUUCGCAUUUACUGCUUCUCUACUGCUACUCACAUGCCAAUGUUCAGCUCAACCUGCACCACCACCGCCGCCGCCAGGCCCAGCCGGCAACGACUCCAAAGAGUACCUGGAAGCGCACAACCAAGCAAGAGCCGAGGUGGGGGUGGGCCCUCUCCAGUGGAGCCAGCCGCUGGCCAAAUCCGCCAGCCUAUUGGUGAGGCUCCAGAGAGACAAACACAACUGCAGUUUUGCGAACUUGGCCAACGGCAAAUACGGCGGGAAUCAGCUGUGGGCCGGGGGUUUCAGGGUCACGCCCCGCACGGCGGUCGAGACGUGGGUCGCGGAGAAGAAGUUCUAUAACUACCAGGACAACUCGUGUGCGCCGGAUCACAGGUGCGGGGUGUACACUCAGGUGGUGUGGAAGCAGUCGGUGGAGUUGGGAUGCGCCCAGGCUGGAUGCGCCAAGGAUCAAUCUAGUCUCACAAUUUGCUUCUAUAAUCCCCCUGGAAAUAUUGUCGGAGAGAAACCUUACUAGAAUGUAAUGGUACUAGAUAUGAUUUUGCUCAACUAAGUAAUAUUUUCAUCUUCGAUCCAUAUUUCUUGCUACUACUUAAUUUGGAGUAUGAGGACUGUUGGUUUUUUUUUAUCUUUUUUUUCUUUUUCUUCAAUUUUUGGAAUCUUGAAAUUUGCUUCAAUUUCAAGCUUCGAAUUUGGUCUUCGAGGCGAUUGCCGCACAAGUAGCAUCGUGUGUCUGCGUAAUUACAAACUAGUGUUGUUGGACUUAAAAACUAAGUCAGAAGUGAAAGGAGUGCAAUAAACAAAAGGGGUUCAGACUUCAA
Sesamum indicum (sesame) is the source of this 1148-nucleotide messenger RNA. RefSeq names its product STS14 protein. NCBI's taxonomy places the organism in Eukaryota, Viridiplantae, Streptophyta, Magnoliopsida, Lamiales, Pedaliaceae. The record is from RefSeq and is a predicted model, not a curated record.